Molecule: messenger RNA, 1422 nt
Organism: Periophthalmus magnuspinnatus
Lineage: Eukaryota; Metazoa; Chordata; Actinopteri; Gobiiformes; Gobiidae
Gene: cbx1b
Product: chromobox homolog 1b (HP1 beta homolog Drosophila)
Exons: 6
Coding region: 247-864 (205 amino acids)
Biological process (GO): chromatin organization; negative regulation of transcription by RNA polymerase II
Cellular component (GO): pericentric heterochromatin; nucleus
Molecular function (GO): chromatin binding
Source: RefSeq, a predicted model, not a curated record
UGUGUUCUUCUAUCCACGUCGUUUACGAGUCUGUGAUUCAGCGCGGCCAUCGAGACUGUACACUUUUCUUCCCCCAGCAGCAGACGAAGGAAAAGAAACGAUACAUUUUGUAUUACAAUUGGCUUUGUCUGUAGAAAUCACAUUCUUAUAAACCGCGUCGUAAAAUCAACACUGCCUUAAAACUCUUAUUUUGGAUCGGGUGCAUAAAAACGUUUAAUUUUUAACCCGGAAGCUGCUGGUCGCCUGAUGAGUAUGAGCACGACUACAGAACCCACUAACGAUGCUCCCACUGUUACUGAAGAAGAAAGCAAAAUGGCUACAGCUGUGAAGACAGAGAAGAAGCCAGAUGAGGUAGCAGCGCCAGCAGCAGCAGCAGAAGAGGAAGAGGAGGAGGAAGAGUAUGUUGUUGAGAAGGUCCUGAACCGACGAGUGGUUAAAGGGAGAGUGGAGUACCUCCUCAAAUGGAAAGGCUUUUCAAAUGAAGAUAACACAUGGGAACCAGAAGACAACCUGGACUGCCCAGAUCUCAUCGCAGAGUUUCUUCAGUCUCAAAAGACCGCACAGGAGGGGAAGCGGAAGGCAGAUGGAGAUGGUGACGACUGUAAAUCAAAGAAGAAAAAAGAUGAUACAGAGAAGUUGAGGGGUUUUGCUCGAGGUCUGGACCCAGAAAGAAUAAUUGGCGCCACAGAUUCAACGGGAGAGCUUAUGUUCCUCAUGAAAUGGAAAAACUCAGAUGAAGCAGACCUUGUCCCAGCAAAAGAAGCAAAUGUAAAGUGUCCGCAGAUUGUCAUUUCUUUCUACGAGGAGCGGCUGACCUGGCAUUCGUACCCCACCGAAGAUGAGAAAAAGGAUGAUAAAAACUAACCCAGGGUGACAGGGGCAGGGGAGUAAAAAAAAAAAAAAAAAAAGAGUAGUUUUGAGUUUUGAACUUCGUUGUACUUUCCGAGAGGGGAUUGGAUGGGGAUGGGCAGACUGUGACAAGCAAGACACAUUUGUCUUUUGAUGUAGUAUGACUUCAUUUCAUUCUGCUUUUACCUGGAUUUAAUCUAAACCUGUAUAUUCUUCAGAUUUGCUUGACACAGGCCAAAAACAUAAAGACGCAGUGUUCAGUUUUGAGUUUCCCAGGCCUCUGCAGUAUCUUGUUCCCUUUGGGCCAGUGCUUAUCAUCUUGCCAGGACAUUGUAUUAGUAAGGUGACAUUUCAUUUUCUUUUUAUAUUUUUUGUCAAUGUGCCAUUUUUACUCUGUACUUUAUUGGUCAUGUGAUUUGCAGGCAAAACUGUGUCCAUCUUUGCCUUAUACGUAGAACUUGUUUGAUGUAUGGUUAUAAACUGUGCUUUCUUUGUUAAAUAAUCAUUAGUGUUUUCAAUAACAGCCAUGUCUUGCUUGUCUGUUUUGGAAAAUAAAACCACUUUUUGUUAUAA